Molecule: messenger RNA, 2144 nt
Organism: Ruditapes philippinarum (Manila clam)
Lineage: Eukaryota; Metazoa; Mollusca; Bivalvia; Venerida; Veneridae
Exons: 3
Coding region: 44-844 (266 amino acids)
Molecular function (GO): protein binding
Source: RefSeq, a predicted model, not a curated record
CAGAUACUUUCUUAAACUUUAUUUUUCAACAGUCCUCAUCAAAAUGAGGUUCUCAUUGUUUUUUUCAUUUGUUAUUGUCUUUGGAAUAUAUAGUUAUAAUUUUUCUGAGGCUAGAGAGCCUGUAUGUUCUAAAUUUGCAUAUGAAGAACAGCUUUUAGAGAAAAUGAUAAGAACUGAAAUUAAGGUAGAAUCAAUGGUGAAUGAAGUUAAGAAAACUGAGGAUAAUGUCAUCCGUACGUUAAGCGACAUUAAACGAGCAGUGUCAGAUUUUACUGACAUGUUUGCAGACAUGAAGGAGAACAUAACCGACGAAAUGUUAAAGAGAAGUGACGAGAUAGAAAGGAGAGAAGAAUCCUUCAAGAUAUUAUUUGAGGAAACAAGAACAAACCUCACGAGUGACAUGAAAGCUAAAAGAGAAGAACUUACUCAACUUCAAGGAAAACCUCCGAUCGCUUUCCAUGUGCAUCACGUCGCAGAUUUGGUUCUUGAUAAAGCAGAUGAGAUUGUUAUAUUUACGAAAAGUUUGAUUAACGAGGGAACAGGCUAUGACACUUCUACUGGAAUAUUUACAGCACCCGUUGGAGGACUGUACCAGUUUUCUGUGCAUUCAUGUGUUCCUCAAAGAGGGCAUGCUUUCAUUGGCCUUGUUUUAGAAGGUAAAGUUAUUGCAGCUGAUGUGAACUAUGAUGAUGUUUUCCACACAUGUAGUGCUUUUGGAGCAAUAGCGAGAGUAAAAUCAGGAGAAAAAGUUUGGGUCAAAUCAACAUCGUCAAGUUCCAGCCGCCAGCUUUACCAAGACCAGUAUAGGAUGAUCACUUUUAGUGGCAUGCUUGUCAAUAACUAAAUAAAUAAAUUAUUCAGCAUUGAUAUCAGUAAAAACCAUAUUUAUAUAUUUGUAUCAGACGACACUCAAAAACAUUUGUUUUUUGCAAAUUGUUUCAAUCACUUAAGACUUAAUAUCACAACAAAUAGAUAGCUUUUUUGUGAUUUAAGAAGAGACCCUAUGUUGUAUCUAUAAUAGUUGUAUUAUAUCUAAAUGUUAUGAAGAAUAUUAAUCAUGUUUGUUCACUGUGCUAUUUCCUAAAAGCCAAAGUAUCUAGCCUUAAUAUUAAACAAUAUUUCUUUCUUUUAGAAAAUAUGUUUAUGUGAAUCAUUUAAUACUGCUGUCAUCAAAUCUAAAUUAUUUUUUUAUCAAAUACGAUAUACAACAACGACGAGAGGAUUUCAAAGAAAUAAUUUAUCAUGUACUUUCAAUUUUUACUAGGCUUACUUUACAUAAUUGGCUUUAUGUUUAUGACUAAAUAUCGUCUGACGAAUAUUUUGAUAACCAAUCUAAGAAAAGAUUAAGUAUUUAGUCAUGUUUAUCAGUAUACAUAUACAACUAUAGUGUUGCGUUUUCAAAUAAAUAUGGCAUGUAUACAUUUGUUCUUUAAUGUAUGUUGUUAUUUUCUUGGCACACAAUAUCAUCAUUUUGAUGAAUACUAUGCGUUAUUACAUGAUGGGUUGCCAAAAGAAUCAAUUUUAUCAACUUAAAUGCUUACUUUGAAACUCUGUGCACUAUCUGAUAAUUAACUGCAAAAUUUUGUUAUGGUAUAUCUGAACUGUAUAUAUUAUAUUCCAUUUUGUUAUGUACUUCGGGAGAUAAAAAGGAGGCGUAUGUGUGUCUGUUUAAUGUUGCAAUGAAAGAUAAGUUUAAAUAAAAACUCAAAGGUAAUUAGCAAAUUUUAAAGCGAAGAAAAAACUUAUGCUACAAAAUUAUAAUGAAGUUUAUGUAAUUAUCUUUGAAAUUAUUGUUUAGCAAUUCAUACUCUUUUGUUUAUAUACAAAAUUAAUAAUCAAAAACCAAUGGCGCUUUUGCAACUCCUUGAGAAUGGUUUUUCACGGUCCUUCAUUAAUUUUGAAGUGACGUCAUUCAUGUUAUACAGACAAAGCUUAAAGCUGUGCUUAAUGUUAGUUUUGUACCUUAAGAUUAUCAAUGAUUUGAAUUUUCUUUUUUUCUGUUUGUAACAAAAAGAAUAUCAUGAUCAUGUAGCUUUAUUAGUUAAUUUAUUGAACUCAUAAAAUAAUGAUAUUAUCCUCGCCAGAGACUCACUUGAACUCGGUAUUGAAUAUACACUCGUUCAAUAUCCUCUAUAUAUCUCUGU